AUGACAAUACUGUCAUUCUUCAGCUCCGACGACAUCUUUUUCAAGCUUCUUGGUGUUGAUGGCCAACGGGAGAGUCAUGAACUAUCUGGUGAUGUAGUAGCGGAAGACUUCUCGAUUCUAGUCGGAAAUGUCCAUCAGUUGGAGGAGUGUUUUGAGCUGCUACAGAAUUACUCCUUUGUGCAGUGGAAGGAGGACCAAAAAAGCUAUGCGAUGCAUAAGCUAGUACAUGCUUGGGGGUACGACCGGCUUUGCAGGGAUAAGCAGUAUACGUUCAGCAGGGAGACAUUUCAGUUAAUCAGGAAUGCUGUUAGUGGAUGCUCAGAUCGGGCUGAAGACAAGCUCCGGUUGGUGCCACACGUGAUGGCGAACUUUGCAACGCUGGCGAAUGUGAACGAGGGGACAGACUCCAGGCUAGCGGGUAUACUUGACGCACUCGUCAGUACCGGGGUAUUUUUGACGGACAUUGGACGAUUCGCGGAGGGAUAUAUCAUUGAGAAAUAUGUGCUGGAGAAGAGGCGGCGGAUUUUAGGCGAGGAGCAUCCUAAUACGAUCUCGGCGAUGAAUAACCUCGCCAUCACGCUUGGGGAUCAAGGCCAUCUCGACGAGGCGGCCACAAUACAGAAAGAGGUGCUGGAGAAGAUGCGGCGGAUUCUGGGCGAGGAGCAUCCUAAUACGAUCUCGGCGAUAGAAGAGACCGCGGGUUCUGGGCGAGGAGCAUCCUGACACGAUCUCAGCGAUGAAUAACCUCGCGAAUACACUGGGGGAUCAAGGUCAUCUCGAGGAGGCGGGGACGAUUAUGAAGGAGGUGCUGGAGAAGAUGCGGCGCAUUCUAGGCGAGGAGCAUCCUGACACGAUCACGGCGAUGAAUAACCUCGCGUCCACGCUCGGGGAGCAAGGUCAUCUCGACGAGGCGAUAUCUUUAUUGGAUAUUGCUGUGCAGCAGAUGCAACGUAUAAAAGGGAUAGACCACCCUCAUACGAGAAUCGCCUCUGAUAAUCUAGCACGGUUGCGUGCUACACCACCUAUACAGAAGCAAAAGGAGAGAGGUGGCCGAAAAGGCAGUUCCCUCUCAAGACGGGUCAGGGAGAUGUUUCGUAAGAAAAGCAGCAAAAGGUAG
Capronia coronata CBS 617.96 is the source of this 1117-nucleotide messenger RNA. RefSeq lists its product as uncharacterized. Gene Ontology annotation, molecular function: protein binding. Lineage: Eukaryota; Fungi; Ascomycota; Eurotiomycetes; Chaetothyriales; Herpotrichiellaceae. The transcript is spliced from 2 exons. Bases 1 to 723 code for a protein of 240 amino acids. The record is from RefSeq and is a predicted model, not a curated record.